Messenger RNA from Botrytis sinoallii, 1455 nucleotides. RefSeq lists its product as uncharacterized. Gene Ontology annotation, cellular component: TRC complex. The transcript is spliced from 2 exons. Bases 1 to 1455 code for a protein of 484 amino acids. The record is from RefSeq and is a predicted model, not a curated record. Lineage: Eukaryota; Fungi; Ascomycota; Leotiomycetes; Helotiales; Sclerotiniaceae. Gene Ontology annotation, biological process: post-translational protein targeting to endoplasmic reticulum membrane.
AUGUCGCCCUCUCACUCACCUUAUCAGCUGGAAUGUCUCCUACAACCCACUAGUACAUUUUGCGGUCUUCAUCGUCCCUCACAUUCUCACUCCAAUUUAAAGAAAGACGCCGCCCAACAAGAUACUUCCGACGCACUUUCCACUACUUCCUCUAAAUUCCGCAAACAAUUAGUAGCAAAUGCACGACCUCUUCUCCUCCGCCGUCGCGAUACCUCAGAUACAACUCGAAGUCUUUCAAAUUUGAGUUCCAAAUCAAAGUCGAGUCUUCAAGAUAAAGAUAAACUCGGCAACCGCGACGAUUCACAUCCUUCAAUUUCAGUACCACCCGGUCGAAAUCUCAGAUUAAAAAAAUCACAACCACCUGGUUCGACUUCACCCAAUUUUUCCCUCCCACUCAAUAAUAAUAAUCCUUCACGUCCAUCUGCCGAUUUUCAAUGGGCGCGUGAAGAUCAAUUGAGUGUGAUAUUAGAAUAUUUGGAAGAAACUACACGUAGCGGAAGUACUCCCAAUUCAGAGACCACCGAUCCAUUAAAUCAUUCCAACAAUUCCAAUUCAGCAACUCCGCUCGCAUUACCGCAACCUCCCCCACCUCUCGCAAUCCCCGAAACAAUACGAGAAAACUUGUCUCCGACACCUUCAUCAUCACCUCGCACUCCAAAAUUUAAUAAAAUCGGUGUUCGUGAACGCGCAAGCAAUUCGAAAAUUCCAAGUUAUUCUUUGUCGAGAACUCCUUCUACACCUUCGAAUCUCAAUACCGCCUUUACAAAUUCAUCAACACCUUCCAGACCCCAAAACCUGAUAAGAAGAAGUGAACAACGAAAUCUGGAGGAUAAAUUCAGAGAAAUAAGAGAAGGGUUGAGAGAUAAAGAUCGUGCGGAUCCAAUUGAUUUUUCAAGCAGCGCAUUGGGAAUCAGAAUGGCUAGCAGUAUUGGUAGUGAGAGGGGAACACCGGAGAUGGUACCAAGACCCAUUGCGCAUCCGCCAAAAGAUCUCGAAUCCAUAGCCCGCAUAGACUCCUCUCUAAUCUUCGAACAUUUCACCACGUCCGAUGCCUGGGUUCUCGGAUCCGCUCUUCGGGAGCGUCUCCUUCCUCACCCAACUCCAGUCGUUAUUUCCAUCUCCCUUUCAAAUGCCAAUCAAGUUCUUUUCCACUGCUGUACACAUUCUGGAACCAUGCCCGAUAACGAUUCUUGGGUUUCGCGAAAGAGAAAGACGGUUUUGAGAUGGGGUGUUUCAACAUGGUAUAUGUGGUGUAAAUUUGAAGGGGAUGAGAGUGCUUUUGCGCGCAAAUAUGGGUUGGGGAACGAAGCGGGAGAUUAUGCAAUUCAUGGAGGUGGAGUACCAAUUAGAGUUACGGGUGUGGAGGGAGUGGUAGCUUGUGUUGUUGUUAGUGGAUUGAAGCAGUGGGAGGAUCAUGGAGUUAUUGUCGAGGUUAUUAGGGAUUUGUAUUAUUGA